Funneliformis geosporum is the source of this 131-nucleotide messenger RNA. The record is from the annotation of a GenBank genome assembly. Lineage: Eukaryota; Fungi; Glomeromycota; Glomeromycetes; Glomerales; Glomeraceae.
AUUAUUUUCAUGGUGGUUUACGUGAUGAAGAAAGAGAAAUGGCAAUAAAUAAUUGGAAAUCUGAUUAUACACAAAUAAUGAUUGCAACAUCUGCUUUUGGAAUGGGAAUUAAUUCAAAUAACAUAAGUGUG